Salvia splendens (bonfire salvia) is the source of this 643-nucleotide messenger RNA. RefSeq names its product ethylene-responsive transcription factor 9. The record is from RefSeq and is a predicted model, not a curated record. Lineage: Eukaryota; Viridiplantae; Streptophyta; Magnoliopsida; Lamiales; Lamiaceae. Bases 68 to 436 code for a protein of 122 amino acids. Gene Ontology annotation, molecular function: DNA-binding transcription factor activity; DNA binding. Gene Ontology annotation, biological process: regulation of DNA-templated transcription. The transcript has a single exon.
CUUAUCCGCUGCACUCCAAUUUUUAGUUUAAACAGCACAAAAGUAUUCCGGUAAAAACUAAACGACAAUGGCGAUGAAGGAGAAGCCUGCAGGCGCCAACGAGCUCCACUAUAGGGGGGUGAGGAAGCGGCCGUGGGGCCGCUACGCCGCCGAGAUCCGCGACCCCAACAAGAAGACACGUGUCUGGCUGGGCACCUUUGACACGGCCGAGGAGGCCGCGCGUGCCUACGACGCCGCCGCCCGCUGCUUCCGCGGCUCCAAGGCCAAGACCAACUUCCUCCUCCCCACCGUCGAGGAGAUUCAGUUCCUCCGACAACAUCAAAGCGGCCAGCGGCUUUUCUACAUGCAGCCGGAGGAGGAGCAUCAAGCAGAGGGAGUUGAGGAGGCGACGGAAUUGAAUCUUGAUCUCAAUCUUGCGCCGCCUUUGGCAGCUUGAAUUACACUAGUUUUUUUUUUUUUCUAAAUGAACUGACUUUUCAGCGUAGUAGUUUGAUUAUUUUUGGACGUAUUUUGGUUUUCAUCAAUCAAAUCUAAGCGUUUGAUUCAAUCGGUCUGACGUAUGUAUUACUACUAUGAAAUCUGAUUUGUACGGAAUACCAGAAUUGAGUGUUCAAGUCUAUGAAUCUCAAUCAUACCUUUGUUA